This is a messenger RNA of Perognathus longimembris pacificus (Pacific pocket mouse), 5299 nucleotides long. It is a transcript of the gene Mast3, whose product is annotated as microtubule associated serine/threonine kinase 3. Bases 200 to 4147 code for a protein of 1315 amino acids. NCBI's taxonomy places the organism in Eukaryota, Metazoa, Chordata, Mammalia, Rodentia, Heteromyidae. Gene Ontology annotation, molecular function: protein serine/threonine kinase activity; ATP binding; protein binding. The transcript has 26 exons. The record is from RefSeq and is a predicted model, not a curated record. Gene Ontology annotation, biological process: intracellular signal transduction; peptidyl-serine phosphorylation.
GGCGGGGCUCUCGGCCGCGCGCUUCCUCUCGGCGCGUCCGGGGCCCCCCUCCGCAGCGCCCCCGGCGACCCCGCCCGGGCGGGAUCGACGAGGCUCACGGCCGGCGCCACCGCCGAGGCUCGCGUCCCGCCGCCGCCAGCUGCGCCCCCGCGCGUCCUGAGCCCGGGGCGGCAGCGGCGGCGGCACAAAGGGACGCGGCAUGUCUGAUCCCAGCUACUGGACGGCGGUGGCGGCCCCGGGCCAUCGCAGCCGUCUGGCCAAGGGCGCCCUGCUCCAGCGCUCCAAGAGCUGCCGAAGUGGAAACCGCAAAAGCCUGGUGGUAGGGACACCAUCGCCCACUCUCUCUCGGCCCCUGUCGCCUCUGUCGGUCCCCACGGCAGGCAGCAGCCCCUUGGACAGUCCACGGAACUUAGCUGCUAUCAGCUUCCCCUUUGCAAGGAGGGCAGAUGGCAGAAGAUGGUCCCUCGCGUCUCUCCCGUCUUCUGGCUAUGGCACCAACACACCCAGUUCCACAGUCUCGUCGAGCUCGUCCUCCCGGGAACGUCUCCACCAGCUUCCCUUCCAGCCCACACCAGACGAGCUGCACUUCUUGUCCAAGCACUUCCGAAGCUCCGAGAGUGUGGUGGACGACGAGGGAGGCCGCUCACCACGCAUGCGUCCCCGCUCCCGCAGCCUGAGCCCGGGACGCACAUCGGGGACCUUUGACAAUGAGAUCGCCAUGAUGAAUCACGUGUACAGGGAGAGGUUCCCCAAGGCCACUGCCCAGAUGGAGGGCCGCCUGCAGGACUUCCUGGCAGCCUACCCGCCGGACGACGCCCGCCUGGCUCUGGCGGAUGGCGUCUUGGGCUUCAUCCACCACCAGAUCAUGGAGCUGGCCCGGGACUGCCUGGCCAAGUCCGCCGAGGCCCUGGUCACCUCCCGCUACUUCCUGGAGAUGCAGGAGAAGCUCGAGCGGCUGCUGCAGGAUGCCCAUGAGCGCUCAGACAGUGAGGAGGUGGGCUUCAUUCUCCAGCUGGUCCGGAAGCUGUUGAUCAUCAUCUCGCGGCCUGCUCGGCUCUUGGAGUGCCUGGAAUUUGAUCCUGAAGAGUUUUACCACCUACUGGAGGCAGCCGAGGGCCAAGCCCGGGAUGGCCAGGGCAUUAAGACAGACCUGCCACAGUACAUCAUUGGACAGCUAGGCCUAGCCAAGGACCCCCUGGAGGAAAUUGUGCCUCUGAGUGACCUUGAUGAAGGACAGCCCCCAGCUUCCGAGUCCCCUGAGAACCGUGCCCUGGUGGGCCCAUCCCGGAGGAAGCCCUGUGAGAGCGACUUUGAGACCAUCAAACUUAUCAGCAAUGGGGCAUAUGGGGCCGUGUAUCUGGUACGGCACCGGGAGACCCGGCAGCGCUUCGCCAUCAAGAAGAUCAACAAGCAGAACCUGAUCCUGCGGAACCAGAUCCAGCAGGUGUUCGUGGAGCGAGACAUCCUCACCUUCGCCGAGAACCCCUUCGUGGUGGGCAUGUUCUGCUCCUUCGAGACGCGCCGCCAUCUCUGCAUGGUCAUGGAGUAUGUGGAGGGCGGCGACUGCGCCACGCUGCUGAAGAACAUGGGCCCGCUGCCCGUGGACAUGGCACGCAUGUACUUCGCAGAGACCGUGCUGGCACUCGAGUACCUGCACAACUACGGCAUCGUGCACCGCGACCUCAAGCCAGACAACCUGCUGAUCACGUCCCUCGGCCACAUCAAGCUGACUGACUUCGGCCUGUCCAAGAUCGGGCUCAUGAACAUGGCCACCAACCUCUACGAAGGCCACAUCGAAAAGGAUGCCCGAGAGUUUGUGGACAAGCAGGUAUGCGGGACUCCGGAGUACAUUGCACCUGAGGUGAUCUUCCGCCAGGGCUAUGGGAAGCCCGUGGACUGGUGGGCUAUGGGCAUCAUCCUGUAUGAGUUCUUGGUGGGCUGCGUGCCCUUCUUUGGAGACACACCCGAGGAGCUCUUCGGACAGGUGGUCAGCGAUGACAUCAUGUGGCCCGAGGGGGAGGAGGCCCUUCCAGCCGAGGCCCAGGACCUCAUCACCCGACUGCUACGCCAGAGCCCCAUGGAGCGCCUGGGCACCGGUGGCACCCACGAAGUAAAACAGCACCCGUUCUUCUGGGCUCUGGAUUGGGCGGGGCUCCUGCGACACAAAGCAGAAUUUGUCCCUCAGCUCGAAGCAGAAGACGACACCAGCUACUUUGACACCCGCUCGGAGAGGUACCGACAUCUGGGCUCCGAGGAUGAGGAAACCAACGACGAGGAGUCAUCCACAGAGAUCCCACAGUUCUCCUCCUGCUCCCACCGCUUCAGCAAGGUGUACAGUAGCUCCGAGUUCCUGGCUGUCCAGCCCACCCCAGCGUUCUCCGAGAGGACCUCCAGUGAGGACCGGGAGGAGGCGUGGGAGCGCAACGAAGGAGAGAAUGGUCAUCGGCUGAGCACUGAAGUCCGGCUGAGGUCCUGGACAUCCUCGGGUCCCUCCCAGCCAGAGCGCGGCCCCAGCCCAUCUCUCCUGGGCACCAUCAGCCUGGACACCAUGCCCAAGUUUGCUUUCUCCUCGGAAGAUGAGGCACCAGGCCCAGGCCCUGAGGACCCCAGGAAGCCAGUCUUCCUUCUAGGGGAACCUGAUGCCCCUCCUCCAACCCCCCCUGUAACUCCGAAGCCCUCCAGCCUUUCAGCUGACGCCGUGACGCUCAGCCACGCACGCCUCCGGAGUAACAGCACUGGGGCCCGGCACUCAACCUCACGGGCCCUGGAUGCAGGCCGGGGCCGCCGCCUGGGGGGACCCAGAGACCAAGCCCCUGAGAAGUCCCGGUCUUCUCCCGGCGGUGGCAGCGGCAAUGGAGGCCGCGUGCCCAAGUCAGCCUCCGUGUCGGCGUUGUCGCUCAUCAUCACCGCAGACGACGGCAGCGGCGGCCCCCUCAUGAGUCCGCUGUCCCCGCGCUCUCUGUCCUCCAACCCCUCCUCCCGGGACUCGUCGCCCAGCCGGGACCCAUCGCCUGUGAGCGGGAGUCUGCGGCCGCCCGUGGUCAUCCACAGCUCAGGGAAGAAGUUCGGCUUCAGCCUGCGCGCCAUCCGCGUCUACAUGGGAGACAGCGACGUCUACACCGUGCACCACGUGGUCUGGAGUGUGGAGGAGGGGAGCCCUGCGCAGGAGGCUGGACUCCGCGCCGGAGACCUGGUCACCCACAUUAAUGGGGAGUCUGUCCUGGGGCUGGUGCACGUGGACGUGGUGGAGCUGCUGCUGAAGAGCGGCGGCAAGAUCUCGCUGCGCACCACGGCGCUGGAGAACACGUCCAUAAAGGUGGGCCCGGCGCGCAAGGCCGCCAAGGGCCGCAUGGCACGGAGGAGUAAGCGCAGCCGCCGGCGGGAGACGCAGGACCGGCGGAAGUCGCUGUUCAAGAAGAUCUCCAAGCAGACCUCUGCGCUGCACACCAGCCGCAGCUUCUCCUCCGGCCUCCACCACUCGCUGUCGUCCAGCGAGAGCCUGCCUGGGUCCCCCACUCACAGCCUCUCCCCGAGCCCCACCAUGCCCUGCCGCAACCCGGCCCCGGAGCCCCCUGCAGAGGCAGCCUCCCCGCCCAGCGUGUCCCCAGGCUCCAGCAACCCUGCGUCCCCCGCCGCUGCGGGCCACGCGCGCCCCAGCUCCCUGCACGGCCUGGCCGCCAAAUUGGGGCCGCCCCGGCACAAGUCCGGCCGGCGCAAGUCCACCAGCAGCAUUCCGCCGUCGCCGCUGGCCUGCCCGCCCGCGUCUGCGCCCCGCGCGCCCUCGCCGCUGCCCGGCCUCGGGCCCGCGCGCUCCCCGCGCCUGCUGCGCCGCGGCCAGUCCGCCGACAAGCUUGGGCUGGGCUGCAGCGAGCGGCCGGAUGCCGACCCGGGGAGGCGCAGCCGCGGCCCCGAAGCCGAGCUGGUGGUCAUGCGGCGGCUGCACCUGUCCGAGCGCCGCGACUCCUUCAAGAAACAGGAGGCGGUGCAGGAGGUGAGCUUCGAUGACCCCGCGGACCCUGUGGAGGAGCCCGCGCCGCCCGAGGGGUCAAGCCGUGCACGGAGCCAAGUGGCGGCCCAGGCCGGCCCCGCCACCACCCCUGCUGCGGUGCCUCACAUUGCUGUCCACCUCCCGGGCCCUCAGCACUGAUCCCCAGCCAGCCCGUGCCCCAUCCGGCCCGAGGACCUGUAUAUAUAUAUAGCGCCGUGCUUGCAACUAAUUUAUUAUUUUUUAUGAGCAAUUGCAGAGGGCCGCCCUGGGCCAGGCGUCAGGCCCCGCACGGCCUGACUUUGCACACACUGCUCUCUGGGCCAAGACAGAAGCACUUUGGACAAGUCCGCGUGUUUGUGUUUCCAGGUGUCUCCACUGUUGGGUUGUGUGUGUGUCUGUGUGUCCAUGCAACCCCAGCUCAUUCCCUGACCCAGGGCUGUGUGGCCUGGGCAUCGGGGUUCACCUGGCCCAGCCGACUUUUGGCAGGGCUUGGAGAGCCGGUAAACAUUGGUCCUCUCCAUGACAGAAUUUGGAGAUUUGGGCAACUCAGGCCGCUUUUGCUAGCCUGCAGUCCUGCAGCAUGGAGGAAGGGACGUUGGGGCUGGGAAUCUGAUGGGUAAAUAGAAGUUUGCCUACGCAGAGGUCACCCGUCUCUACGGGACCCCCAGUGCCCGUUCCUGCUAGGGAGAAGAGUGGCUGCGUGGACAGGCUUACAAAUUGAACCCUGCUACAGGACAGCAAGGCCCGCAUUUGAAUUUUAGCUUCACUGUGUGGCUCUGGGAAAGCAGCUUUCCCACUCUGUGCCUGAGUUUCCUCGUGUUUACAAGACUUUAUGAAGCGCCUACUGUAUGCGGAGUUUUUCCUUGUGGCUUCUCAAGAAGACUGGAAGGGGCCUCUGCGUCCUCACCUCAGCCUGUCAGGGCUUAGACCCACCGCACGAUGGCGGAGAGGGGGUCAGAAGUCCCUGGCUGCCGAGGAGGUGGCUGAGAUGGCUCUGCCCAGCUGCAGCCCGCUCUGCAUCCACCCAUUCAUCUUGCCUCCAGCCUGGUCUGGGCAUGGAGGGCAAACUGAGGCUGUGCAUGACUUGCCCCGACUUCCACCCUGGGGCCGGCAGCUAAUAAAAGCCCACCUUUACAAAGAGGAAGCCUAGUGUCUGGAUUUGUGGGGCUGGGAGGGGCAACAUGGGUUUUGAAGGCUUCGUAGAAGUUCACUUCUGAGUCCCCUGACUGCUCUGAUCCUGGGCUCCUGCUGCCCCUACCAGUGCAGUCCCGGCUGCAGGGCAUCACAGGGUAGCCUUUCUGAGGAGAGGAA